Messenger RNA from Mercenaria mercenaria, 2863 nucleotides. RefSeq lists its product as uncharacterized. Bases 141 to 1793 code for a protein of 550 amino acids. Gene Ontology annotation, cellular component: nucleoplasm; chromatin. Gene Ontology annotation, biological process: positive regulation of DNA-templated transcription. The transcript is spliced from 2 exons. Gene Ontology annotation, molecular function: ubiquitin-protein transferase activity. NCBI's taxonomy places the organism in Eukaryota, Metazoa, Mollusca, Bivalvia, Venerida, Veneridae. The record is from RefSeq and is a predicted model, not a curated record.
CAUCUAGUUUAUAGUAAUUAGUUCGUUAUCAACCGUUAAUGUUUGUAUACAUAUUGAUAUUUCUAUAUCUGACCUACAUAAUUAUCUGACUAAAUUUUGAAAAAUGUGAAAUUGAAAGAGGAAGUAAUUGUUAUCAGAAAAUGGCGACGAGUGGGUGUGAAGAAACCUCUGACGAGAUUUUUAACUUCAAAUGUACACCUUGUUCUAGGAUAAAUAGACAAAGAGAAGCAGUGAAAUAUUGCGUGGAAUGUCAGGGAUACUGCUGCCAGUCUUGUGUUGACACACAUCAGGCAUUUCCUACACUAGUAGGUCAUAAACUGCUGGAUAAAUCGACAGGUCUUUCAACAGACUUCCCAGUUGUCCCUACGGAAAUAUGCAGCAUACACAAGAUAAAAAUUCUGGAUAUGUAUUGUGGAACCCACGACGUGGUCGGUUGUACGAGCUGUAUGGCACUAGAACAUAGGAGCUGUGCAGAUGUCCAGCUUAUUUCGGAUAUUGCAGAAACUAUGUUUAAAAAGACGGACACGGAUGAAUUGAAUCUGACAUUAAGGGAGAAGAAGAGUGAAGCGGAGAAGGUUAAAACGUCAAAAGAAGCACUUCUUGAAGAGCUGAAUAAAUCAAAAACGAAUGCAGUCAAUGCCAUAAAAGCUUUUAGAGAAGACGUAGAAAGGAUACUACAAAAUCUUGAAAAAGAAUCGAUUAAAGAAGUGGAGAAAGAGUUCCAAACAAUUGAGACAAUGUUGCUAAAGGAGAUACAGAUAUCUGAAAAUCAGAUGAAAAACCUGUCGAAAGCUGCAAACGACAUGAAACAAUCCGACGGAAAUAUAGCCCAGCAGUUUGUAUCUAUGAAGACAACACAGAAGAGACUUGCUCAAACUGAGGACAUUUUGAACGAUUUAGACACACAGGUACAUGCAAAGGUAUCAUUUGCUGCUGACCAAACUGUUUUGGAAUUUCUACAACAACUGAAGACAUUUGGAUCGGUUAUCCGCAGUACUGUCUACUCUGUCAAAAGAACCAGAAAUAUGAAAGUAAAUGUACCAAGUGACUCAUCUCCUUGCAAUCUAUACGGGUCAUGCUUAACGGAAGAUGGCAAACUACUGCUUCCUGAUUGGAACAAUAAAAAAUUGAAGCGUGCAAACAUUGUAGAAUUGUCAGUUGUAGACUAUUGUGACCUCCCCGAGAAUCCACGUGAUGUAUGCAGCAUAGACAACCAGGAAGCAGUUGUGACUUUAGACAAUAGCACUAUCCAGUUUGUCUCCCUUAGCAAAAAGAUGAUACUUAUGCGUGACAUGAAGCUGAACCAUAAAUGUUUCUGCAUUGCUUACAGAAAUAAGAAACUUUAUAUAAGUGAUAAUUAUAUGUCAAUGUAUGUACAUGAUAUGACAGGUACCUUGCUACAGACGAUAUCUAACGACAGUUCUGGCGAAGAUCUGUUUAAAAGCAGUCGACAUAUUGCUUUCAGCGAUUUUGGAGAUAAAAUAUUUGUAAGCAAUGGUGAAAAAGAGGUAGUAACACUUGACGAACAGGGAAACAAUUUCAGCAGCUUCAAUGUUUCUGAUUUAAACAAUACUACGGGAGUCUGCACAGAUAAACGAGGAAAUUUGUUCGUGUGCGGAGUCAACUCAAAAGAAGUUUUACAGCUAGGACAAAGUGGAACGAAAAUGGGCGUGGUCAUCAAAUCGUCAGAGAGACUGAACCACCCAUGGUCGCUGGCCUUUGAUGUGCGAACGGGGACUCUAUUUGUAAUCCAAUUGUUCGGGGAUACAGUAAAACUUUUUGAUCUACACUAAAAGUAAUGUUGGUUUCUAUCCAUGCCAUUUAAUUCAAACUUGACAAUUUUAUUUAAUUACUCCAAAAGCAAGACAGUGUCUUUACCACGACAUAAGAGCUUGUAAAAACGAAAUGACAACAUAAUUUUUUUAUGAAAUGUAUAUUGUUAUUAUCUGUUACUGUACAUGUCAAUGGUAAUACUGUAAUACUGUACCGGUGAUCAUGUGGAAGUGCGUGAGUUCUAAAAAUAUUAUCUUUCAAUAAAUAUUUGUUGUAAAGAUGGCAAUAUUCUGAGUGUAUUUUUCUAAAUGACUCUCGAUUUUCAUACCAUACAAGUUUUUGUUUAAAAAAUGUCUUAAAUAUUCGAAAAUCAUAAAUAAUCUCAUGUGAAGAAUUACUCCAUUCAUCUGGUAUACAGAAAUUUGAUGGUUUUACCCAGGUUCCCGUCCAUGGCGGAAGGGGCACAUGCAGUCUUCCUAAAACAUUCAAUUGUUGUUUUAGUAGGUUGUACGUCGCGCCAGUUUUAUGUCAUAUGGUAACUUUCAUUUUUCAUGGUGUCAAAAGACCCCAGGUGCCAUUUUGGGUGUUAUUUCAGGUAUGAACGAGCAUCUUAGUUGUAGAACCAACCUUGCACAGGUCACGAGUUAAACGCUAGCAUCCAAAAUUAGUUUUCGGAUGGUAAUACCUACUUGAAAUUGUAACGUUAUUGAAAAUAAAUUUUAUUGUUGCUGCGCAUGUCUAACUGGAACGCGAUAACACAACAUUUAUAUCGUCCCGUCUUGAUCUCGAUCUAGGCACCAUAGAAUCUAGUAGCUUUCUAACACGGUGCUAUUUGCACUGUCGCCCGCGUGGACACCACGAUAACACGAUUUAAUAGCAUAACAACACGACUCCAUACCACGACACCACGAUGCGACAGCUAUACAAAACGAUGCGAUAACACAAUAUUCUAACAACACCCGAUUUGUUUUCCUAUUAAACACUACUGUAUGUGUUAUUUUCAACAUUUUUAUGACGUCUUAAUUAUAACGUCUUAGCGUUAGAAGGUAUAGUGCCGCGCUGGAAAAGAAAUCAUCAGAAAUACCGCACA